GUCGCCGUGACGACAGGGGUUGGGGCUGGCGCCGGCGCGCUAACAGUGGGAAUUCUUUGGUAUCUGUUCCGGUGCGUGCUCCUCCUUAGCAGCCAACGACUCGUUUUCUUCAGCGACCCAGAGUCUGCGUCCCAGCGCGGACUGGUGCGGGCUCCACGGCCCCAGUGGUAGCUAGGAGCCAUGCCGGCGGUUUUGGGUUUUGAAGGCAGCGCCAACAAGAUUGGCGUGGGAGUAGUACGGGACGGCGUGGUGCUGGCGAACCCGCGGCGGACUUACGUCACGCCUCCUGGCACAGGAUUCCUUCCAGGUGCUACUGCCAGGCACCACCGAACUGUUAUCCUGGACCUGCUGCAGGAGGCACUAACAGAGGCUGGAUUAACCUCCAAGGAUAUUGAUUGCAUUGCCUACACCAAAGGUAUGGCUGGGAGAAUUUCCAAUGACCCAAGUCCAGGCUACAACAUUGAACAGAUGGCAAAGCGAGGCAAGAAGCUAGUUGAGCUGCCAUACACUGUAAAGGGGAUGGACGUCUCAUUCUCAGGGAUCUUGUCUUUCAUUGAGGAUGUAACCCAGCGGAUGCUGGCCACGGGCGAGUGUACUCCUGAGGAUCUAUGUUUCUCCCUGCAGGAAACUGUGUUUGCAAUGCUGGUAGAGAUCACAGAGAGAGCCAUGGCACACUGUGGCUCCCAGGAGGCCCUCAUCGUGGGAGGUGUGGGGUGUAACAUGAGGUUACAGGAAAUGAUGGAGACGAUGUGCCAGGAGCGCGGAGCCCAGCUUUUUGCCACAGAUGAGAGAUUCUGCAUUGACAACGGAGCCAUGAUAGCCCAGGCUGGCUGGGAGAUGUUUCGGGCUGGACACAGGACUCCUCUCAGUGAAUCUGGGGUCACACAGAGGUAUCGGACAGAUGAAGUAGAAGUGACCUGGAGGGACUAACAAGAUUAACAGAAUCGGAGUAGAUAGCGCCCUAAGUGGAGCCCAAGGGACCCUGGGCCUUAAUCUUUAUCCUGACGUAAGAAUCCUGGCAAGGCUAUGGGUGCCCCUCUCCUAUCAUUUGACCCUCAAGAUGACUCAGCAUUAAAAUGUUUUUGUUUUUA
Balaenoptera acutorostrata (minke whale) is the source of this 1091-nucleotide messenger RNA. RefSeq names its product O-sialoglycoprotein endopeptidase (gene OSGEP). The record is from RefSeq and is a predicted model, not a curated record. Lineage: Eukaryota; Metazoa; Chordata; Mammalia; Artiodactyla; Balaenopteridae. The transcript is spliced from 9 exons. Gene Ontology annotation, cellular component: EKC/KEOPS complex; cytoplasm. The coding region runs from base 181 to 930 and encodes 249 amino acids.